AGCUCUACCUUCCUCUUCAAGUCAAAAAAAAAAAAAAGGAAAAAUAUUUCUCUCUGAAGCUCCUCUGUGCUGCUCCGCUGUGCUACAUCGGCUGCUCUGCUCAAUAUCCCCGAGCUCUAACUGAUCCACUCCUUCCCUCUUCCUCUCUCGAAGAUAUCUUCUCUGCAGACGCCGCGACCCCCUUCAGCCUCUGCGGUCGCCGAGUCCUCGCCCCAGCGGAAGCGAAAAGAGAGGUGCUCAUUUCAUAUUAGGUCAAAAUGUCUCGACGAUACGAUAGCCGCACAACGAUCUUCUCCCCAGAAGGUCGGCUCUACCAGGUUGAGUAUGCGAUGGAGGCCAUCGGGAAUGCUGGCAGCGCGAUUGGCAUCCUCGCAAAGGAUGGGGUCAUCCUUGUCGGGGAGAAGAAGGUCACUUCCAAACUCCUCCAGACCUCAACUUCCACUGAGAAGAUGUACAAGAUCGAUGAUCACGUUGCAUGUGCUGUGGCCGGUAUUAUGUCCGAUGCUAACAUUCUGAUCAACACUGCCCGUGUCCAAGCCCAGCGUUACACUUAUGCCUAUCAGGAGCCGAUGCCUGUAGAGCAGCUAGUACAAUCCCUCUGCGACACCAAGCAGGGAUAUACCCAGUUCGGUGGUCUGCGCCCCUUUGGAGUCUCAUUCCUAUUUGCAGGGUGGGACAAGAACUUUGGCUUCCAGCUCUACAUGAGCGACCCAAGCGGGAACUACGGGGGGUGGAAAGCCGCUGCGAUUGGCGCGAACAACCAGGCGGCCCAAUCAAUCCUGAAGCAGGACUACAAGGACGACAUCUCAAGGGAGGAGGCCGUGCAGUUAGCGCUCAAGGUGCUCAGCAAGACCAUGGACAGCACCAGCCUCACCUCAGACAAGCUCGAGCUGGCAGAGAUCUUCCUGACACCUUCUGGGAGCGUGAAGUAUCAGGUCUGCUCGCCCGACUCCCUGAACAAGCUGCUGGUGAAGUUUGGAGUGACACAGCCUCCUGCUGAAGCUUGAACGACCCAUAGGACUUGGUAUUUCAUAUUUAUAAAUCUCUAUGUUAGGGAUGGUACAAACGGCUGCUUCUGGGCAUUGCAUUGGGAAAAUUGUGUUAAGUUGGUGGUACAUUUUAUGAACCCUUCGACUUGGUAAUGUUUGCUUGCUCUCUAGAUAUUGUCCUUUUUAUCGACUUGGUAGUUUAUGGCCC
Molecule: messenger RNA, 1197 nt
Organism: Punica granatum (pomegranate)
Lineage: Eukaryota; Viridiplantae; Streptophyta; Magnoliopsida; Myrtales; Lythraceae
Source: RefSeq, a predicted model, not a curated record